CAAGGCCCGCCGCUGCUAUCGUGUGAGCUCUUGUACGCACGCGCAAUUGUGUCUGAGCAGCCUUUGUGCCCUCUAGGCGUUCGGGAGGCCGGUGGCGAGGAGCGCUGGGUUCGGGAGCAAUGGGGCUCGGAUCGAACUCUUCCGUGCGGGUUGAAUGGGUUGCUGCAAUCUCAUUAGCUGCAGGAGCAGCUGCUGUUGGAUAUCUAGCAUACACAAGAUUCCUCUCUAAAGACAAAUGCUGCAAGGCAAUGGUAAAUCUCCAUAUACAGAAAGAUAACCCAAAGGUAGUCCAUGCAUUUGAUAUGGAAGAUCUGGGAGAAAAAGCUGUGUAUUGUCGUUGCUGGAGAUCUAAGAAGUUUCCAGUGUGCGACGGUUCUCACACAAAGCACAAUGAUGAAACUGGGGACAAUGUUGGGCCUCUGAUCAUCAAGAGAAAGGAAGCAUAAACUGGAUGGUUUGAGGCCAUGAUUUGUCACAUUAUCUGCUUAUUUGUAAUUGGAGUAAAGAUAAAUUCUGUCUUAGUCAUGUCACUGAAGAUUUUUGGGUGUGGUACAAAGCAGGCUCCAGCAUGUAUAUUUCAUGGUGCUUGUCUUGUUUUAAACACUACAUAUGUAUGUUAAAUACUCAUGUCUUAAGGCUAUUUCUGUCUCAUGAACUGUAUGUCCAUUUUCAUUAAGUAUGAAAUUAAAGUGACAAUUGUACUCAGAACUGUAUGAAGAUAAUAUAUUAAAUUAUUUUCAAAUA
Trachemys scripta elegans is the source of this 744-nucleotide messenger RNA. It is a transcript of the gene CISD1, whose product is annotated as CDGSH iron sulfur domain 1. Bases 120 to 446 code for a protein of 108 amino acids. Gene Ontology annotation, cellular component: intracellular membrane-bounded organelle; mitochondrial outer membrane. Gene Ontology annotation, biological process: regulation of autophagy. The transcript has 3 exons. Gene Ontology annotation, molecular function: 2 iron, 2 sulfur cluster binding. Lineage: Eukaryota; Metazoa; Chordata; Testudines; Emydidae. The record is from RefSeq and is a predicted model, not a curated record.